AUGUUAGACAGAAACAUAUGGGGCGGUACUUUUGAAGUUAACCCGAAAACUCCAUCGGACGACGACGAGCGCGAGAUAGAGUAUGACAGGGCAGCGUAUCGGGGGCAAUCGGAGGAGCAGGUAAAGCAGAGUUGGCUGUUGAGACCUGACAGAGAAACUGAGAGGAGAAAAAAGAGGGUGAGUUAUGUGAAUUGCAUGAUGGUUAGGACUCUCUUGGUUGGGGUGGUAGUCUCUGGAUUUGUUGCGCUUAUUGUCGUCGUCGCUACCAAAAAUGGUCGCCGAAAGCAUCUGGCUCCUGGCCCUGACAACUACACUAUUGCACUUCACCAAGUGCUUUUGUUCUUCAAUGCUCAGAGAUCAGGAAAACUUCCCAAGCAAAAUAACAUUUCAUGGAGAGGAGACUCCUGCCUGAAAGAUGAAAUUCCCGGCGGCUACUACGACGCCGGUAACGCUAUCAAGUACACCCUCCCUACAUCCUUCGCCAUGACACUUUUAAGUUGGAGUGUAAUCGAGUACAGUUCAAAAUACGAAGCCAUUGGAGAGCUCGAUCAUGUCAAAGACAUCAUCAAAUGGGGAACUGAUUAUCUUCUCAAAACCUUCAAAUCCACUAAUAAAACAAUCCACAGUAUCGCUACACAAGUUGGCGGAGACCAUGAUCAAUAUUGCUGGAUGAGACCGGAGGAUAUCGACGCCGAUGUUAACUACCCCCGCCGCGCUACUUGGUGUGAUAACUGCCCCGCCGUGGCAGCUGAAACAGCGGCUGCAUUAGCCGCUGCGUCCAUUGUAUUUAAAGAUAGCCAAGAUUAUUCAGGAAAACUCGUUUAUAGUGCUGAGAAAUUAUUCAUGUUCGCUACUAAAGGUCAAAAUGAGAAAUAUUCAGGAAAUCCAGACCCUUCAUCCAAAAACUAUAAUUCCAGUGGCUUCUGGGAUGAAUUUGUUUGGGGUGGCGCGUGGCUGUAUAUCGCAACCGGAAAUUUAACUUAUCUUCAACUCGCCACCUCCACUAACCUUGCCGGAAAAGACCACGGUUUCUCAGGUGGUCCGAAUCGCGGUGUACUCAGUUGGAACAAUAAACAUUCCGGUGCGGAGUUGCUUCUAACCCGUAUGAGAAUUUUCUUGGGCUAUGGUUACCCGUUUGAAGAAACUUUACAUGCAUUUCAAAACCAAGUCGACGGUAUAAUGUGCUCUUACCUGCCGGAUUUUUCCAAUUUCAAUAGAACUAAAGGCGGAUUAAUCCAACUAAACCACGCGCGGCCGCGGCCACUUCAGUAUGCGGCUAAUGCAGCUUUCAUGGCUAUUCUUUACAGUGACUAUCUUGAAGCUAAUUUGGUACCAGGUUGGCGAUGCGGACCCAAAUUUUACCCGAAUCAAGCUUUACGCGAUUUUGCAGUGAGCCAAAUUGAUUAUAUUCUAGGUAAAAAUCCUCUUAAUAUGAGCUACAUUGUUGGAUAUGGAAAGAAUUUUCCCCGGCGAGUUCAUCAUCGGGGUGCUUCAAUUCCGAACAAUAAGGUCAGGUAUGGGUGUAAAGAGGGAUGGAAAUGGCAGGGCAGUGGAAGGUCCGACCCGAAUAUUAUAAUCGGCGCCAUGGUUGCUGGUCCGGGUAGAGAGGAUGAGUUUCAGGAUAUUCGUUAUAAUUAUAAUUACACAGAGCCUACCAUCGUUGGAAAUGCAGGUGUUAUUACUGCACUUGUAGCUUUGACAGGUGGAAAGAGUUCUAAAAUUGAUAAAAACACCAUGUUUUCUGCAAUUCCGCCGUUGUAUGCAUUUGACCAAUCACCUCCGCCGCCGUGGAAACCAUGA
Molecule: messenger RNA, 1800 nt
Organism: Mercurialis annua (annual mercury)
Lineage: Eukaryota; Viridiplantae; Streptophyta; Magnoliopsida; Malpighiales; Euphorbiaceae
Product: endoglucanase 9-like
Exons: 2
Coding region: 1-1800 (599 amino acids)
Biological process (GO): carbohydrate metabolic process
Molecular function (GO): hydrolase activity, hydrolyzing O-glycosyl compounds
Source: RefSeq, a predicted model, not a curated record